CGUCCGUGAGGCGUUCAUACCGCACGGGUUAUUGUAAAAACCGAGCAUUUCUCUGCCCUUCCUCCUGCUCUCGCUAGCCUCCUAGCUAACGGACCGAGAAAAGUCUCACCGACUUCCGUUACUGUCAGCUAGCUAGCACCGCUAGCUUAGCCUAGCUUAGCUGUGCCGGGUUGGGUCUAAAGGAGGAAAACAAAUGGAAACGAGAGGGGAGCUAUAGUCACGGGGCUGGUUCUUGGCGUAGAGCUUUGAACCAGGGCGCACAUGUACCGCACCGGCUUCAAAUAGCGCAUUUAUUAUUCAAAGUUGGUAUUGGGUUCACAUCUUUAGCUAGCAGCGGCUGGUUAGCCAUGGCAGCUUACGUUAUGGCAGCGAUCAGGAAAAAGCUGGUCAUAGUGGGAGAUGGAGCCUGUGGGAAGACCUGUCUACUCAUUGUGUUUAGUAAGGACCAGUUUCCUGAGGUCUACGUCCCCACAGUCUUUGAGAAUUAUGUUGCUGACAUUGAAGUCGAUGGCAAACAGGUGGAGUUGGCGCUUUGGGAUACAGCAGGUCAAGAGGACUAUGACAGGUUGCGUCCUCUCUCCUACCCAGACACAGACGUCAUUCUCAUGUGCUUCUCCAUCGACAGUCCAGACAGUCUCGAGAACAUUCCUGAGAAGUGGACUCCUGAGGUGAAGCAUUUCUGUCCCAACGUUCCCAUCAUCCUGGUGGGAAAUAAGAAAGAUCUGCGGAACGACGAGCACACUCGACGGGAGCUUGCCAAAAUGAAGCAGGAGCCUGUGAAACCAGAGGACGGGCGGGACAUGGCUAACCGGAUCGGUGCCUCUGGAUACAUGGAAUGCUCCGCAAAAACAAAAGAUGGAGUGAGGGAAGUGUUCGAGAUGGCCACCAGGGCUGCACUACAGGCCAGGCGAGGAAAGAAGAGCAAUAAAUGUGUCCUACUGUAAACGGGGGCAUGAGGACUGCUUCCUGCGAGGGGGGGUAAAAAGAAGGAGAAUUAGGUCAAUCCUGCCCCCAGACACACCCACACAAAAGACUGUUCUCCCCUGUUUUUACUAAAAGUGUAACGCUUUUACUGUUUUGUCUUACGCAAGAGUAGUCAGGUUCUGUCAGUAUUUUGAGGUUCUGGAAAAUACUUUUUGUACUUUUAACAUGAGUAAACUCUGCCACAAUGAAACCUCCUUUAACAUUUCUGUAAUCAAAAAGGUCAGCUAGGGGACCUGGUGUGUCAUACCUGCCAACUACAAUUAAGUGCUUAAGCCCUGCUGCUGAUCUGAGGAAUGUCCACAGCCAACCAGGGUGAAGAACCCGCACACUGUGACAUGCUUUCCAACCAACUGAUGCACAAAUGAAGGUAAAAUUGGAGUCUGUGCCUCAUAUUCGAAUUUUUGGUUGCAUUACGGUAAACGAGACAACUUUUUCUGUUUGUAAAGAUCUUUAAUUUGAGCUUUUCUCCCACGUGGAGGGAGCGUUUGUGACCUUAUGAAUGCUUUUGGCAUAUGCAUUCCAGAGUUUGGGUUCAGGUCAGCGAUAGUGCAACAUGAAGUGCGCUUACAAGAGACGGGUGGGCAUUGCAGAUUGAACACGAGCCUCGCUUCGGCUACAGGCGAAGGAGUCUGACGGACGACAGAUUUUUCAAAAUGAAAUGUUUUGAUCCCUUGAACUACUUCAUUAAAUACCAACUUUAUGUAUCAUUUUAGAACAUCUGCAGUUGGAAAAAAUAAAAUUGUCAGUGCUCCCUGGUGGAAAA
This is a messenger RNA of Oryzias melastigma (Indian medaka), 1747 nucleotides long. RefSeq names its product transforming protein RhoA. The coding region runs from base 348 to 944 and encodes 198 amino acids. Gene Ontology annotation, molecular function: GTPase activity; GTP binding. NCBI's taxonomy places the organism in Eukaryota, Metazoa, Chordata, Actinopteri, Beloniformes, Adrianichthyidae. Gene Ontology annotation, biological process: stress fiber assembly; cell migration; small GTPase-mediated signal transduction. The transcript has 5 exons. The record is from RefSeq and is a predicted model, not a curated record. Gene Ontology annotation, cellular component: dendritic spine; cleavage furrow.